GCUGACAGGGUGCGCGGGGCUGGCUGGGUGUGCUCAGCCAACACACAGCCCCAGGAACCGGUUUGUCAGGGCCAGCACGAGGCACCUCCCUCGGUGUCCCAGCCUGGGGCCCCUUCCCUCGGGUGAGGAGGAAGAGAAGCCAAGGGCAGUGAUGAAGGGGCUGAGCCGUCUGCUCCACACCGCGGAGGACGCCACACAUGGAGCCGCGGCAGCCAGCCAUGACGGCCUGUUGCCAGAUGAGAGAGAAUUUCAAUAUGCUGCUAAAAUGAACAAUUUGGAAACCAUGGAAAAGCUUUUUAAAAAGAAUGUUAACAUGAAUGCUGUAGAUACUCUGAAGCGCACUGCAUUCCAUUUUGCUGUUGCGAGAAGUCAUAUAUCAGCAGUGGAUUUUCUUCUCCAUCACAAAGCUAGACUUGAUAUAGCAGAUCAGCACGGCUUGACAGUGAUUCAUCUUGCAGCUUGGAAUGGAAAUCUGGAUAUAAUGCGAAAAUUAGUUAAAGCAGGUGCUGAUCAAAAGGCUAAGAAUGAGGAAGGAAUGAAUGUACUGCACUUUGCAGCUCAGAACAACAGUGUUAAAAUUGUGGAUUAUUUUCUUCAAGAUCUUCAUCUUAAUGAGUUGAACAAGCCUGAUGGGAAAGGUAAAAAGCCAUUUCUUCUGGCAUCUGAGAAAGGUCAUGUUGACAUGAUAAAAAACUUGAUUACUCUGAAGCUGUUUACAUCUGAAAAAGAUAAGGAGGGAAACACAGCAUUGCAUCUAGCUGCCAAAAAUGGUCACAGCAAAGUUGUAGAAAUUCUGCUUGAACAGUGGGAGGAAAUAAAUGAACUCAAUCAGAAGGGAGAAACUCCAUUUUACUUAUCUGUUGAAGGUGGUCAUGAAAAAUGCGCUGAACUCCUACUGGAAGCAGGGAGUGACAUCAAUAUUUUAACUCAUGUAUGUACACAGUAUACCUCCAGCACACAGAACAAUAGCAGUGCUUUGCAGAUUGCAAUUCAGAAUGGACACUUAUGCUUGGUUACUUUUCUUAUUGAUAAGAAUAUUGACCUGGCUCCUAAGCCUGAGCAGAAGAAUUCCUCUCUCCAUCUAGCAGUCAUGAGUAAUCAACUACCAGUAGUAAAAAGCCUCUUGGAUAGCAACCAUGACAUAAACGCCUUAAAUCAUAGGCAGGAAACCCCUCUGCAUCUGGCAGCUGAUCUUGGCAACGUGGAGCUGGUGGAAGUGCUGCUGAAGGCAGGCUGCAAACUCAAGACCACGGAUAAGCAUGGGAAAACUGCACUAGCUGUGGCAUCAAGGAGCAAUCACGCCCUCAUCGUAGAUAUGAUCAUUAAAGCAGAAAGAUACUAUGCCAUGAAACAGGAAAAUCCAGCUGAUAGUGAUGACGGGUCACACUUUGGCUUGUCUUUCAAACAAGAUCAUAGUACACAGACCAAGCAAAUCCGUUCUGCCCUGUGGAAUCUAGCAUACAACCAGUUAAAACCCCAGGAAUGGAAAAAACUGGCCCAGUGCUGGAAGUUCACAGAUGAACAAAUUAAAGCUAUUGAAGAACAAUGGACAGGGAAAAAGAGCUAUAAGGAACAUGGAAACAGAAUGUUGCUUAUCUGGUUACACGGUAUACUGCUGGCUCACCAGAACCCUGUGAAGCACAUCUACGAAGAUCUGGUGGACGCAGGAUUUCGGCCUUUAGCUGAGAAGAUCAGAGCUGCAAGUAGUGCUGACAUGGACUCCAGAAAAUGUGUGAUUUCUUGAGUUCAUCAAUAAAAUAUGGCAUAUACGAUGGAAUCACAGGCCAGGUGGAAAGUGACUUUCAAAUACCAAUAAUAUGUUUUCUAGAAACAAAAACCUAUUUGGAAGCUGUAUGACUUUUUACAAACUUGAAGAACUUGCACUCCUGAAAUAGUGCUUAGUUGUUAUGUUUUUUUUUUUUUUUUUCUCAUAUGCUUGCUAUAAUAUUAUUUAAAGAAUUUAAGAGUGAAUGGCCUGCUGGUAAUUUAUGACUAUACUGCUAAGCAAGAACUACCCCCUCUACAAUUUCUACACCUGAUAAACUAACAUUGAUAAACUAAUUCUGUAUUGGAACUGCAAAUUAAGCUGUUCUGUCUUUGACAUGAAAUGUAAAUGAGAUGUUUUCUACCUGAAAGAAAUUAAAUUUAAUAAGUGAAAAUUAUAUGUAUAAAUCAACACUUCCAGAAAUAGGUCUCAUUUGGGAUUUAGGUGUUUAUAAAGUCUUGUUAGGAUUAUAGUGUUCCUGUCUGAAGAGGGCUUUGCUCUUGUUUAAUUAGUGUGAGGAUUAGGACAAGUCUUUCCUUUUCAGUAUUUGAUUUAUGUAGUGAAAAUACACAAAAAAGCACUGUCUAAAACCAUGUGUGGCUGGCUGCAGAACUUUCUAGAAUGGCAUAACCUUUGUAUACACACUCAAAAAAGAACAUUUGAUAUAUAAUAUUUAACACACUUAGCAUUUAUUUACCUAUUUUUUUGGUCAUAUCUUAAAUUAGUAUUUGGUAGUAUUUUGCUGAACAUUUUUACAUGGUUUCUCAUUGAGUAUAUUUUGCAUCUGAAAAAUUAUGUAAAAUGUCUGUCUUUGUAGUCUUCUCUAUAAGAAAACAGCAGUAGUUUGAUCACAUAAUGAAACCAUUGAGUAUGUAUAGCUAGCAUUAUUUCGUACUAAAUCUUACUGUUUGUAAUCAAAAGAUGAUGAUCUGUAUCUUAGUCUGAAGUCUUACUCCUAACCCAUCUCUUGUGCAAAACCUGUUUUACCACAGCUGCAGAGCACCACAGGAAUCUGAAGAACAGACUAGUAAAUCCUCUGGUUUUGGAAUUAGGGACCUCAGAUCACAAAUUCUUAGAUACUGACAGGUAGACAUCAAGUUCUGCAACAUUAGCUUGGAAAAUGAGAACGUUUAACAACUUGACAGCCUCAGUACCUCACGUGGCCCAAGUUGCACCCCAGGUGUGAAGGCUGCAACCUCAUUAUUCUUCUUUUCAGUAUGCUGUUGUAGGAUAUCAUUAAAAUGUGUGUCAAGUACAUUUAGUUGCAGAAGCAACUAAAAACAUGUGUAACAAAGAUAAAUUAAAUUUUCAGUUUAAAACAGACACUAGUAACAUUAGAACUAAACAAAGAGAUUCAGACAAAAACCACAUUCUAUCCUUUAUUUAAAAGCGUGCAAAAGAUUCCUUAAAUAAAAAGUGUUUAUCUUAAUAAAAUAAGUUCUCACACAGUCUGGAGGUAGAACAACAUUUCAAGCUCUCUUAUCCCCCUUCAGUUAUUUACUAUAAAAGCACCUUUACUUUAAAAAUAUUUUUUUUU
Messenger RNA from Columba livia (rock pigeon), 3302 nucleotides. It is a transcript of the gene ANKDD1B, whose product is annotated as ankyrin repeat and death domain containing 1B. The coding region runs from base 152 to 1744 and encodes 530 amino acids. The transcript is spliced from 15 exons. Gene Ontology annotation, biological process: signal transduction. The record is from RefSeq and is a predicted model, not a curated record. Gene Ontology annotation, molecular function: protein binding. Gene Ontology annotation, cellular component: nucleus; cytoplasm. Lineage: Eukaryota; Metazoa; Chordata; Aves; Columbiformes; Columbidae.